AUGAAGGCAUUAGUGCUCACCCUCCUCUUCCUCUUCCUUGCAGCCAGCGAGGCCAUAGAAUUUACCAGAUGUGGACUGGCUUCAUUUCUGAAACGGCAUGGACUGGAUGGAUUUCAUGGCUACAAAUUGGGCAACUGGGUCUGUAUGGCUUAUCAUGAGAGCAGGUACAACACCAAAGCUGUGGGGCGGCCAAACCCGGAUGGCAGUCGUGACUACGGGAUUUUCCAGAUAAACAGCCGCUGGUGGUGCAACAAUAAACAGGGCCGUACAGCUAAUGGCUGCAAGAAGCUUUGCAGCG
Messenger RNA from Python bivittatus (Burmese python), 298 nucleotides. Lineage: Eukaryota; Metazoa; Chordata; Lepidosauria; Squamata; Pythonidae. The record is from RefSeq and is a predicted model, not a curated record.